This is a messenger RNA of Monopterus albus (swamp eel), 2618 nucleotides long. RefSeq names its product UBX domain protein 10 (gene ubxn10). Bases 633 to 1385 code for a protein of 250 amino acids. The record is from RefSeq and is a predicted model, not a curated record. NCBI's taxonomy places the organism in Eukaryota, Metazoa, Chordata, Actinopteri, Synbranchiformes, Synbranchidae. The transcript has a single exon. Gene Ontology annotation, molecular function: protein binding.
UUUAUUGAUACAGAAACGAUACUUCAAAGACAGUCUUGUGCAGUAUUGUAGUGCUACCCGUUAGGGUUUUUAGAUCAACAUUUUAUUGUUGGGGAAACAAACGUCAGUGUGACUGGACCAGUGAUGUGCAUUUUAGAGGUGAGAUCAACGUUUGUGCCGCGUUGCAUGUUGGUAAAAGAAGUGUGUGAAGAGUUCGGCAAAGUAAACUCGAGAGAAGUGUGUUACAGUUAGUGAAAACCCACCACCACUGAUUAAUAUAGCUGCAGUUUCGUACUUCCAACACCAGGGGGCUCGGUACCUGUGAGUACAGGGCGUUGUCCUGGCAACCUGACUGUCAGGGCAACUGGUGACGCUGUAUAGACUGAAUUAAACUGGAAAACCGGGCGGAAAGCGACCGAACGAUAUUAUAGCGUCUGAACUUGUAAUUUAGUUACACUAGCAUACAUAUAUACUUUUGAACAGCAAGACGGUUUCUAAAACAGUAUCAACAGCGCCAGCCAUGCAUGUCUUUAAGCUAGUGGAGACAUUUGUUAUUCUUUUUACGAAGGGCUGCAGCCAAGAACGACUCGGAAGUUCCACGGCAGACUAUUACGAACUCUAACGCAAGUCAGACCAUCAAAAACCGGCUAUCCAUGUAUUUAACAAGACCAAAGUCCUCCAAAGGACGAAGCAGACCUGCUGUCGACAACUGUCUCUAUGAGGGUGACACAGAGAGCGUCCAGAGGCCGCCUGUGUCUCCAGAGUCUCCCGUGUACAGCGGGUCGGACAGACAUUUCCGCUCCCAGUCCCAGCCCAUCGUGUGGCAGGCCAGCCAACUGAGCCAGGACCAAGUUCUGCACAUGCCGCAUCACGCUCCUGCUGCCCCGCCACAGCCCUUAAACAAAUACAAGGUCCUUCCGUCCAUAGGGAAGAGGCGGUCAGAAGUGAGGCCUGGUAAAAGCCUGGAUAAAAACCUGUCCAAGCUCCACUUGUCUGAUGACUCUGUUCUGCAGCAAAGCCAGAGGCAUGAGGAGCCAGAUCCCCAGACCAGCAGCUCUGAGGGGGGCAAGAAGGCAGAAAGGCACCUCGGGGCCUGUCCAGAGCCACUAGACCCAGGGCCAAUAGUGACCAAAGAAGCCAGUGGCAGUUUGCUCCUAGCUAUCCGAGCACCUUGUGGGAAGAGGUUUCAACAGCACUUUGAGCCCACAGACACUCUGCUGAUGGUCAGGACCAGUGCAGAGGGCAGGUAUGGAGCCAAGUAUGGAGAGGUUUCCAUUGAGACUAUGGAUGUACCACGCAGGAGCUUCACAGACCUGGAUUUGACCUUGGCCCAGUGUGGCAUCUUGAACAAAUCAGUGCUGUGCAUCUCUCAGAAUGACGGUGUGAUGGAACAGGAGAGGGUUUAAAUCAUUUUAAAGUUCUGUUUUGCAGUCCACAUUUGGCUCUGGUGGCAUUUAAAGUCCCCCCUUCUAGUUGUUUGAUUUUUUUUUACCAGUGCCCAGAACGAUAUAUAUUCUGGGACUUCAGAGGGUUGCAUUAGUGGAUGUCUAUAUGAUUUUAUGAGAAGACUUUUGUGGACAAAACCAUAUCAAACUUAGCUUAUUAUCCAAAGUUGAGUGCUUUUGUUCUAAAGCAUGUUUGGGGGUGAUUUUUAAGUAUACACAUGCUUUUUAAAACUUUUUUUUUUUUUUACCUUUUAGUACAAUUCAUUGCAGUUGAUCUCAGCAGCCUGCUUUGCUGACCUGUUUCAGACUGCUCCAGAUAGUCUAUAUAACCACAGCUAGCCUAUGAGGACAUUUAAAAUACAUGUAUGUUCUCUUUCUACACUGUUAAUCACAACGGCAGGAAAAGAGCAAAUUAAGGACUCAUACGAGAGAUCAGCUUUCAGUUUUUGAUUUAAGAAAAGAGUCUGGUGUAAUAUAUAUGUAUUUUAAAGAGAUUCUUGUCAUUUCAAUAGGCCUGCUGAAUAACAGCAUCAAACAGCGUUUCCUUAGGUUUGUUUCAAUUUUCCAAUCCUUCCCCUUUAUCGUGAUGUCUAAUAAUCAUUAGGAUGCAGAGGCACUAGGUUAAUUUGAGAAAUGAUUACACUUGACUUCUAAACUACAGCUACUAACCUGAUUUUAAAUACAGUAUAUAGUUCUAUUCAAUCUGGACAUUGAUGUUUAACUUUACAAACUUGCACCAGUUGAGUCAUUCUAGUUAAGAAACAUUGUAAACUAUCUACAUUUAACUUAAGGAAAACCUUUAACACGUUUUGACAAGUCACAAUAAAAAAAAAGCACUGAUAUAAAUAACAUUUCAUUCCAGGCUGAAGUCAUCUUUAAUGUCUUAGACCCACUGAUUUUUCCCUCCAUGCUGAGUCAAAAUGACAUGAGACAGGCUAAUUCCAAACAACCCUCGCUCUCCUGAGCCAACGGUUUUUCACACUGAGUCGAGUCAGUAAAUGAUUUCUGGAUGUAUAAGAGCUGUGUUCAUGAUGAAGACUGAAAGUAAAACUAUAAUUUGCUGGUCAAGUCUUUCAAUUGGAAGUCAAGACUCAGCUGUUCACUGGAAUUCCCUGAUUUCAAAGAAGUGCACAGACAAGUAGGUUAUGUAUUCUAUGUUCAGGAAAUAUGUUUUUGUUUAUAGGCUCUGAGGAA